Messenger RNA from Dama dama (fallow deer), 1365 nucleotides. RefSeq names its product ubiquitin carboxyl-terminal hydrolase 17-like protein 6. Gene Ontology annotation, cellular component: nucleus; cytosol. Gene Ontology annotation, biological process: protein deubiquitination; regulation of apoptotic process. The transcript has 3 exons. Gene Ontology annotation, molecular function: cysteine-type deubiquitinase activity; cysteine-type endopeptidase activity. Bases 1 to 1365 code for a protein of 454 amino acids. Lineage: Eukaryota; Metazoa; Chordata; Mammalia; Artiodactyla; Cervidae. The record is from RefSeq and is a predicted model, not a curated record.
AUGGGUCUGGGAGGAAGUGACCGUGUGUACACAGGGUGUGAGCGCUGCCUGACCGAUGACCCCCGGGGGCCUCCAGGAGCACUCAAGCUGCUGAUGACCUGCAGAUUCAGCCCUCCAGCCCUGCUGGUGAAAGGUUGUGGGCCCAGCGCCGCUGGUGCGGAUGCCCUUUGGGAACCCUCUGUCCCUGAGUGGCCGUCGCCGGUGGUCGGGCGGCCGCAGCGGGGUGACUUGGCUCCUGGGUCAGCAGCGCUGGCGCCUGGCCACCAAGUCGCCCUGAGUUGGAGGGGGCCGUGGGGAGUAGGGGCUGGGCUUCAGAAUCUGGGGAACACCUGCUACGUGAAUGCAGCGCUGCAGUGCCUGAGCCACACGCCGCCCCUGGCCAGCUGGAUGGUGUCCCAGCAGCACGCCACCCUCUGUCCGGCCAGCACCUCCUGCACGCUCUGUGCCAUGCGAGCUCACGUGACCCGAGCCCUCCUUCACCCGGGAGAGGUGAUCCGGCCCCGCAAGGACCUGCUGGCGGGCUUGCACAGACACCAGCAGGAAGAUGCCCACGAGUUUCUGAUGUUCACUCUGAAUGCCAUGCAGCAAGGGUGCUUGAGUGCAUCCCAGCUGUCGGGCCAUCCCUCCGAGGACACCACCCUCAUCCGGCAGAUCUUCGGCGGGACUUGGAGGUCUCAGAUCCAGUGUCUCCACUGCCUCGGAGUCUCGGACACGUUCGACCCUUAUCUGGACAUCAGCCUGGAUAUCACGGCGGCUCAGAGUGUGGAGCAAGCUCUGAGAGAGCUGGUGAAGCCCGAGAAGCUGGACGCUGAAAACACCUAUGACUGUGGCGUUUGUCUCUGGAAGGUGCCUGCCACCAAGAGGUUGACUUUGGACAGCACGUCCCAGGUCCUGGUGCUGGUGCUGAAGCGGUUCACACAGGUGAGUGGGGCCAAAAGGGCUCAGGAAGUGCGCUCUCCCCAGUGCCUUGACCUGCAGCCCUACACGUCUGAGCGGAAGGCAGGGCCACUGGGCUACGUGCUCUAUGCCGUGCUGGUGCACUCCGGGUGGAGCUGUGAGCGAGGACACUACUUUUCUUACGUGCGAGCGGGCAACGGCCAGUGGUAUAAGAUGGACGAUGCCAAGGUGAGCGCCUGUGACGAGAGUGCUGCCCUGAGCCAGAGCGCCUACGUGCUCUUCUACUCCCCAGAGGAGAAAGGAGACGAUGGCCUGAGCCCUGCGAGGGACAAGGAGGAGCGGGUGCAGGUCUGUGAAUCGUCUCCUUCUGGCCGGUCAGGCUCUCAAAAACGCCGCAAACGUCGAGCAGGGUCUGGGGAGGAGAUGGGCGACCAGUCUCUAUGGGUGGAAUGUCCUUGGGAGGCAUAG